UACAUGUAUCAUUUGGAGUAUAUAUACACCUUCCAGUCACUCUAACUAACCGCUGCAUCACUCUUUCUUCAAAUUAUUUUUCAUAUAAACUCUGCAUUUAGUUUCAUGAUUCUGCAACACACUUCAUUUCAUUGAUCUUGAACGGUGUUUCAACAUGGGAGGUAUCAGUCUUGAAGAAAUCAAGAACGAGAACGUUGAUCUGGAACGGAUUCCGGUGGAGGAAGUGUUUGAGCAGCUGAAAUGUUCGAAAGAAGGUUUAUCGUCCGACGAAGGAGCGAAUCGGCUUCAAGUUUUUGGUCCGAACAAAUUGGAAGAGAAAAAGGAGAGCAAGUUUUUGAAGUUUUUAGGGUUUAUGUGGAAUCCUUUGUCAUGGGUUAUGGAAGCUGCUGCUAUUAUGGCGAUUGCUUUGGCUAAUGGAAGUGGAAGACCUCCGGAUUGGCAAGAUUUUGUUGGGAUUAUUUCUCUGUUGGUUAUUAAUUCAACUAUCAGUUUUAUUGAAGAGAAUAAUGCUGGUAAUGCUGCUGCUGCUCUCAUGGCUGGUUUGGCCCCCAAAACAAGGGUUCUCAGAGAUGGUCGCUGGUCUGAAGAAGAUGCUGCAAUUUUAGUCCCUGGUGACAUAAUCAGCAUUAAAUUAGGAGAUAUCAUUCCUGCGGAUGCUCGUCUUCUUGAGGGUGAUGCUUUGAGUGUUGAUCAGUCGGCUUUAACUGGAGAAUCUCUUCCGGCUACGAAGAAUCCCUCGGAUGAAGUCUUUUCUGGAUCAACUGUUAAGAAAGGUGAGAUUGAAGCAGUUGUUAUUGCUACCGGAGUGCAUACAUUUUUCGGUAAAGCUGCUCACCUUGUUGACAACACCAAUCAAGUUGGUCACUUUCAGAAAGUCCUCACAGCAAUUGGUAAUUUCUGCAUUUGCUCAAUUGCUGUUGGAAUACUGAUUGAGCUCGUUGUCAUGUAUCCGAUUCAACACCGCAAGUAUAGAGAUGGAAUUGACAAUCUUUUGGUUCUAUUGAUCGGUGGAAUUCCAAUUGCCAUGCCUACUGUUUUGUCUGUUACUAUGGCUAUUGGUUCUCACAGGCUUUCUCAACAAGGUGCAAUUACAAAGAGAAUGACAGCUAUUGAGGAAAUGGCAGGAAUGGAUGUUCUCUGCAGUGACAAAACUGGGACUCUGACCUUAAAUAAGCUGUCUGUUGAUAAAAACUUGAUUGAGGUUUUUGCUAAGAAUGUAGAGAAGGAUUAUGUUAUCCUUCUUGCAGCAAGGGCUUCUAGGACUGAGAAUCAGGAUGCAAUAGAUGCUGCAAUUGUUGGUAUGCUUGCUGAUCCAAAGGAGGCACGAGCUGGUGUCAGGGAGAUUCAUUUUUUCCCAUUCAACCCAGUAGACAAGAGAACUGCUUUAACCUACAUUGACUCUGAUGGAAAUUGGCAUCGGUCAAGCAAAGGUGCUCCUGAGCAGAUUUUGAACCUCUGCAACUGCAAAGAGGAUGUCAGGAAGAAAGCUCAUUCCGUAAUUGACAAGUUCGCGGAGCGUGGACUCCGUUCUUUGGGUGUUGCUAGACAGGAAGUACCUGAGAAAAAUAAAGAUAGCCCUGGUGCACCAUGGCAAUUUGUUGGUCUUUUACCAUUAUUUGAUCCUCCUAGGCAUGAUAGUGCUGAAACCAUCACAAGAGCUCUGAACCUUGGUGUGAACGUUAAGAUGAUUACUGGUGAUCAGCUUGCCAUUGCCAAGGAAACUGGCCGGAGGCUUGGGAUGGGAACAAACAUGUAUCCAUCUUCGUCAUUACUCGGUCAAAGCAAGGAUGCUGCUGUUGCAGCUCUUCCAGUUGAUGAGUUGAUUGAGAAGGCUGAUGGAUUUGCUGGAGUAUUUCCUGGUAGGUCCUUCAUUGUGAUGAUGAUGAUAACAUCAUCAAUCACAUUGUUUUCAAUUAUUUCAAACAUCGUAGAACUCCUUCUUCUGUUAACUAUACAAUUACAUUUUGAAAACAUGCUAAUUGUUUUUAUCCCCUCCUGUGACAUGGCAGAACACAAAUAUGAAAUCGUAAAAAGGCUGCAAGAGAGGAAACAUAUAUGUGGAAUGACAGGUGAUGGUGUCAACGAUGCUCCUGCGUUAAAGAGAGCAGAUAUCGGAAUCGCUGUUGCUGACGCUACAGAUGCUGCUAGAGGUGCUUCUGAUAUUGUCCUUACUGAACCUGGUCUGAGUGUAAUUAUAAGUGCAGUGCUCACGAGCAGGGCAAUUUUUCAAAGGAUGAAGAACUAUACUAUCUAUGCUGUGUCAAUCACCAUUCGUAUUGUGUUUGGUUUCAUGUUCAUUGCGUUGAUCUGGAAGUUUGAUUUUGCACCCUUCAUGGUGUUGAUUAUCGCCAUACUAAAUGAUGGUACCAUUAUGACAAUAUCCAAGGAUAGAGUGAAACCAUCUCCACUUCCAGACAGUUGGAAAUUGAAAGAGAUAUUUGCUACUGGUGUUGUGCUAGGUAGCUACAUGGCACUAAUGACAGUAGUAUUUUUCUGGCUCAUGAAGGAUACCGACUUCUUCUCGGACAAGUUCGGUGUGAGGUCUAUCAGAAACAACCCUGAAGAAAUGAUGGCGGCCCUCUACCUACAAGUCAGUAUUAUAAGCCAGGCUCUAAUUUUUGUCACCAGGUCCCGUAGCUGGUCCUUUUUGGAAAGACCUGGUCUUCUCCUAUUGGGUGCUUUUAUGAUUGCUCAGCUGGUGGCAACUUUUAUAGCAGUAUAUGCCAAUUGGGGCUUUGCGAGAAUUCAGGGAAUGGGAUGGGGUUGGGCUGGUGUAAUCUGGGUGUACAGUCUAGUGACAUAUUUCCCUCUUGAUAUACUCAAAUUCAUAAUCCGCUAUGUUCUAAGUGGCAAAGCUUGGGAUAAUCUUUUGGAGAACAAGACUGCUUUCACAACAAAGAAAGACUACGGCAAAGAAGAGAGAGAAGCACAGUGGGCAACUGCUCAGAGGACUCUCCAUGGUCUUCAGUCACCUGAAACAACCAACCUUUUCAAUGACAAGAAUAGCUACAGGGAGCUUUCUGAGAUUGCUGAGCAAGCCAAGAGACGCGCUGAGGUUGCACGGCUUAGGGAGCUUCAUACUCUUAAGGGUCACGUUGAAUCAGUCGUGAAGCUUAAGGGACUUGACAUUGACACUAUGCAACAACAUUAUACUGUUUAAGGAGCUUGGGCAACCUUCAAGAAGAACAGGGUUAUGUGAUGUUCAAGAAGCAAAAACAAGAAAUACAGUGGUGAAGACUAAAGUUAAUCUUCUGUCUUUAGAUUAGGUUGAAGGGUCCUUUUGUGAAAGUUUGAAUGGUUACUCCUAUAUGCCAGUAGCUAGAGGAGAUACUAUUCUCUUAGGUACCAAAUAACAUGGUUGAUAGGAUUUACUUUGCGUCUUAGUUUUGGAAAUGUUAGUGACGUUAAGGUCACAUAAAGCUCUAUAUUUUUUAGCUGAACAAAACUCAAAAGUUCGACCUUGAGUAAUGUUGUUCAAUAAUGAAUGAAUGCAAUCUUUUGGUCUCUUUUA
Vicia villosa (hairy vetch) is the source of this 3511-nucleotide messenger RNA. RefSeq names its product plasma membrane ATPase 4-like. Gene Ontology annotation, cellular component: plasma membrane. Gene Ontology annotation, biological process: proton export across plasma membrane; regulation of intracellular pH. The record is from RefSeq and is a predicted model, not a curated record. NCBI's taxonomy places the organism in Eukaryota, Viridiplantae, Streptophyta, Magnoliopsida, Fabales, Fabaceae. The coding region runs from base 155 to 3160 and encodes 1001 amino acids. Gene Ontology annotation, molecular function: ATP hydrolysis activity; P-type proton-exporting transporter activity; ATP binding. The transcript is spliced from 14 exons.